AUGCCUAAGUACAAGGAAAUCGACUACAAGGGACCAAGAGGUCACUGGCCGCUUUGGGUGAUCCCAUUUUUAGUGGCAUUACUUCUUGUUUUGAUCGGAAUCUUUAUUUUUAUCACCCUCGGCGCGAAGCAACAUCGUUGCCUCUUCUUCGACUGUGAACAACCAAUAGAUAAAGUCGUCAAAGUGAACGAAGAGCGAAACGACACUGUCAUUCCCCCCAAAGGUGAAGAAUUAGGAUCCGAUGUUAAGCUGAACAAAGAACCUGGCAAGAACAUUGCUUCAAAUUUCACCAUGACCGUUCAAGGAGAGCUGACCUUCGCUAGCGGCCCUCCAGAUAGCCUGCCACCAAACUCUCACUUGAAAGUCAAGUUUGAAGAUGUAAGCCUUAUGGACGUCUCUUCCGUGUUACUUGGGGAAACUAUGGUCGACUUGUCUGGUUAUAGUAAAGCUCACAACCUUCAAUACACCAUAAAGUGCAAAAAACCAAACUCACACGGCAGGUACGGUGUUUCCGCCGUGUUGAACGUUGGCUGGAAGCCGGACAAGAACUCUUGGAUCAGAAAGGGUGAUUACUUGACGGAUACGUCCUUCAACGUGAAAAUCGAAGACGAAGUGAGCGAUUACAAGAAAGAUAUUACCCUGGUUCAAUAUAAUUAGCGGUAAGGACUCAUUUAUUUCAUACUCGUACACGUUAAACCCCGUACACGAGAAAAGUUGCUAUAUACGUUCGAAUUGAGAUAUUAGAAAGCUGUAAGAAUAAAUUUUUUAGAUAACUCAAUAGAGCUUACCCUCUGCCUCAAUAUUAAGUUAAGUGCUUUUAGUUCUAGAACAUAUUUAUCUGUUUGGAAUGUAUUUAGAAGCCUGCUGGGAGAUGUUGUUUGAAUUUGCCCCACUCGAGGGGGUUUUUUUAUAUAAGCUUAAGAUUAUUUAAGCCCCGAUGCAAAAUAUGCUCUCACUCUCCAUUUGAGGAGGUAAAGUCAAGGCCCUCCUUAAUGCACUCACUUUACCCACAGCAAAAUUUAUAUAUGAGCUUAAUGUUAUUUAAUUCCUCAGAAUUUUUUACUGUUUUCCAACCUAGUACGGCGGUAGUUUUGGGCCAUGAUGAUCAUUCCCUAAAUUGGGGAGAAAGGGUUACUAAUAUACAUAAGUAUAAGUAGUAAGUACAGUACAGGUGCCUGCCCUUAAUAUGGCCCAGGUUGGAAUUCCUACUUAGUUCCCUACUCUACUCAAGUCGUUUAUCAUAGGGUACUUUGGUUUUUCCUUUUCCUCAAAUCCAAUGUCCUGAUUGUGUAUAGACCUACAAAGAAACAUCUUUCAUGUUAAGCGCGCUCCAUUUACAAUUCACAUACUAUGCACUGCAAACAAAUGCAAAUUUUAUUAUGGUGAAGGAGAGAAGAGAUACACACAGGCAAAAUGUAGGUAGACGAGUUGGUUGAGAAGGGGUGACAUGAGAAAUCCUCAGUUUGGGAAGCAUUGUAGGAAAUGGUAGAUGAAGAGCCACUCCAUGGAUAGGCUACCAUCAAUAUCAUUAUUUUAUUCACAUUUAUUGAAAUUCAUAACUUAAGUAAUGGUCCAGCUAAGAAGCAGGUAGAAAGCAAUAGCACGCAGCAAUAGCAUCAGUUAUUUUAAGGCGCUAAUUUCUCUAAUCAAAUUAAAUCUGAAUGCCCUGAUUGGUCAAUGCAGCAAAAAGCGCGAAAUUUGAACGUAAGAGUUGAAUUAAGAUAGCUCAAGACUCAUUCUAACAACUUUUUAUUUCGUCUAUUGAUUUGUUAUGUUGAAAAAUAUAACAUAUCUAAAAUUUAGAGGAUUUCUAUGCACAAAACCCAAGGAAGGUAAGCUGAUAUGAAAUUACAUGAAGAUGAGCACAGUGUUACAUCAAUCAGCGAUUUACGUCAGCUCUCACAAAAGAAAUGUCAAACCAUGAUCGUAAACAGCAGCAAUUCACUCUCACGUGGCAAAUCUGAUGAAUGCCCCAAUGUCAUGUGUUCAUAUUUGGCCACCAUACAGAACAACAACAAGUACACGAAAUCAAAUCUAAAUGUUUUGCAUUUGGAGAAAAAGAUGAUGUUGCCCAGAGAGAAAAAAUUCCGGCAUGUUCGGAGAAUCGGGUUUCAGUAAAAGCUCUCCCACAGUUUAUCUGUGUACAACAUUUUGAUAUUGUAACCCUAUAAAAAUCCUUCUUGCAACCUCUCUCGUCCUUGGGAAAAAUAAAGGCAAGCUACAGUCAUGCUCGCUAGAUCUUCCGUACCGAGAGAAACUCAAACACCAGUGACAGCUAGAUACAUGUAUGUUACCUAAGUGGCUUCCGUCUCAGAACUCAAGGGUACAAAUUGCAAACUUGUGUCACAAAUUUCAAUUCGUCAUUUUAUUUAAUUUAAGGUGUUUGGUGAACUUCCAUUUCUCUUGAUGAAGCAGUCUAGAGAAAAAAAAAUCAAAUGAGAGAUGGGUAAAGAUACACAGAAUAUGGAAGUUUCGAAAAGGGAAAACACAAAUGAAUAACACAUAAUGUGCGUGGAGGUGCGAAAAUCUACUGAGUUCAGCUUACCUCAAGCUCAAGUGUUGUACAUCUCUUCGACAAAUAAAUUCAUCCUUGUAAAAGCAACAAAUCUUUCUCUCUCUCCUUUUAUGCCCAGCUGUACUCCAAUUUCUAGCACCACAAUUAUUAUUUCGAUCUCCUCCUGAUCUGGCGUGACAAAGAAAACAACUACAUAGGGCCCAAAUUUCCACAUGGUGACUGGGCAUCUCAAGGAUGGCAGCAAACCAUGUUGAAGAGCAUUUUGACGAUCACUCCAAUGAUAAAAUACAGUAAAUUUGAAAUAAAUAUUCAAUAAAGAAAAAAUGCAGAUUUUUAAUGAAGAAAUUGAUGAGAUUUCUUCGGGUAAAAGACAAAUUUCCUAACAUCUCAAAGGUCAUGUCUAAGAUGGGGUCACAACAAGGUCACACGUGUGUUGCAAGUUUUCUGCUCUAACUUUUGAUUGGCACAUAGAACAAUACUGAAACUUGGCUGUGAGGUAUAACACAGGGGAAUGGGGAAAGUGAAGCUAAAAAAAGUUUUUUUGUCACGUUUCCCCCCUUUUUUUUUCGGUGAGUUUUGGAUUUCGGCCAAUCAGAACACUUGAUUUAAUUGAAAUUAAUGAUUAAAAGUUAGCACCUUUUAAUUGCUUUUUCCGUUUGCCUGCCUACCUCCUACAUGGACCAUUACGUAAAAAUAGGACUAAUAGUUUAGUUUUUUGGUCCUGUGACACAUUUAGUACUAGAUUUUCACCAAAAAUGUGCCAGUUGAACUCUCCUCCCUUGUCUUGUUCUGGUAAUAAUAAUUACACUCAAAGCAGGUGAAGUAUUCCCAUCGCUAACAAACUAAUAAAUUCAUAAAUGGGAAAAUGAUUUUGUUUGUUGAUUCAAUAAUCCAUCAUAAACUGAACGAUCCAAUAUUCAUAUUCAGCCUCGAUUCAAUAAUCGAACGUUGAUUUGAUUACUGUUUUUUGAAAAAACUACAGUUUCCACAAGUCGACUGCAGAAUUUUCCAUCUUUUUUUCUAAGAGUCAAGUGCGGGCAAGUUCCAAAGUUCAAACCCAAACAAACUGUUACAUGCAUGCCAUUUUGCUGCCAGUAAUCAGUACAACAGACCUGACCUCUCAAAAAAAAGAUGGUCAAACUGAGGUCAGAAUAUGUGCGGUGACUGGUGGAUUUCGAUCCUCGGCCUUUGUCAGUUUCUUUGCAUUUGCAGUCUGUCUAUUCUAGCUGUUAUUUUGAUUAAAGGCAAUUAAAAACACAAUCAUUAACUGUAGGAAAAGGGAAGAAAAUACAAUUAUUGAACACAAAAGACAAGAAUAAAGAACAGGUAGACUUUGUUCGUAAACCAAAUCAACGUUUAAUCAUUGAAUCGAGGUCCAAUUUGACUAGUAGAUUAUUCAUAUUAUGAAUGGAUUAUUGAAUCGAAAAACCAAGUCAUUUUUCCAUUCACGAAUUUAUUAGUCCACUGACGAAAGGAAUGCUUGACAUGCUUUGACUGUAGUAAGCAAAGUUUUGAAGACAGCUUGUGUAGAAGAUAACAGCUACAUGUGAUUAAAGAGAGAAUGGGACUUAAAUUUUGUUUUUUUUCCUUCCAUUAAUUGCUCUUCUCUUUCCAAUGUUUUUGUUGGUUUUUUUCGUCAAAUGGGAGUAAUGUCUUUGAAAGUAUUGAGCCUUUGACCUUCCAGAUACUUGGCAGGGUCUCAUAUCAGAGCUUGUUGUAAUUUAGGUAGAUUAUGUGGAAUUUUGCAGUUUAUGUAAUUACAGAAUUUCACUCUCUCUAUAUAGCCAAUUUCACAUAGACUAUCAUUAGAUCAUGACAAUAUUGUAUUUUUAAUUUUAUAAGUUUCAGAAGCUCUUCACAAUGUUUCCUUAGCUUGAAGUGACCUUACAUAACAUUAACAUUAUGUUCUAGAUGAUUUAAGUUAUGUUUUAGAUUUCUUAUGGAUUUCUGGACUGCAUGCUUGAUAUUUUCCUAGCUCGAACAAUUUAGAGAAUUUUUCCAUAGCUUUAUUCAAUAUGAAUUGUUAUAUGUUUUCUUUCAGACAGUGGCAGUUCGUACUGUGUUUCUAAAAUCAAGACUUGGUUUUGCUGGAAAUAAAGUACUCCUUCUGUGGUUGUGUAUGGAGAAAUUUUAAUGAUAUCUAAAUUAUUUUACUGCCUAACUUUUGCAAUAUAAUUUCAAAACUAUGUAAGGAAAUCACAAUUAACUGAGAUCUAUGUAAAGACCUCCCUAAACAAUGUAAAUUUAGAUUACUUAGAUAUUUCAAGUUAAUUUAUGCCUGAAAUUUUAAGAAAACACUGUCAUGAUAUUGAUCCUCGAACUUUUGAACAGCAUUUGAGACACUGUAAUUUCAUAAAAUUGUGGGUAAGGGUAAGUUAAAUAAUAUAAGUAUGUAACAAUUAUGUCAGUUAAGGUUCAUACAAUACAGCAAGGCCCAGUUGUUCGAAGGCUGAUUAGCACUAACCUAGGGUUAAAUUUUAACCCAGGUCUCUGUUUCUUUUCAUCAAAAGCAUUUUUCUCGGACAAUUUUCUCUAUUCUUUUUAGAGUAGCCAAUCAUCAAAUUGUUGACAAAAAGAAUUAAACUGAAUUUGCUUUUUAAGCUUUCAUAUCUGAAUUCAAAUUUCGAACUAACCCUGGGUUGUCUUAACCCAGCUUUGAACAACUCGGCCAGAUGUCUUGAGUAAAAUUUUAUACCUCUAAGUAGUGACAACAGAGUUGUUGUAAUGAUCUGCCUUUCCCAGCUUGAACUCUGGCAGGAAGUGUAUUAUUUAUAACAUAUCACCAACGUUAACUAUGGCAUGUAAAUGAUAUUUCUUGGUGUAAGCAUUUUUUUGUCUUUUGCUAUUGUGUAGCCUACUUUUAGCCUAUUAGUUUUUAAUGUAAAUCACUAAAUUUGCAUUUAGUGAGAUAUGCAAAAGGCAAUAAAAGUGAAGAGGUAACAACUAGUCUGGUCUAAUAUUAUAUUUUAAACUUUCUGGGCACUUGAGUAAAAAUGAUUUUUACCACUCAUACAUUAGCAAAGAUUUUCUCCUUGUACCCAUGCAUGGAAGUGUAUGGACAAAAAAUUAGCAGAACAUGUAUAACAUUGUGUUACAACCAAUCACAGCAAACUACUGUGAUUGAUUUUAUUGCUUGUGCUUUAGUUUUCCCAUACCUCAUUGGCUUUUCCCAACACAACACAAUAUCAUUCCAGAAAUAUUUGUGGUUUUUGUGGUUGUCUGAUUUCUGAGUUUUACAGGCAAUGUUUCAUUCUUUUUUUGUUUUGUUAUUUAUUUUAUUCAAAAAAGUCUUCAUUGAGGAUGCCAACAUCACGCAAAUUGUUUUACAGUCGGGUCCUCAAUUUAUAAAAUAUAUAUGUAAAGGAAACAUCAAAGCAAAUAAAGAAAAGCGAAAGAAAGGUAAGAAUAUUAAUUCAUAAUAAUGAUGAUAAUAAUAAUAAUAGUAAUAAUAACAAUAUUUUUAAAAUUUAUUACAAGCUAAAAAAGCACUGAACGACAAAAAUGAACAAGCCACUGAUGCUCAAAUGCUGGUAAAAAGGGGAAUUCAUCUUAGGGAAAUGUUCAAAAAAGAGUUCCAAACAGCAGCAGCAAACAUGAGCAAAGUUCAGAGUUGUCCAAUGACUUCUUCUUCAAGAGCCAAAAGGUUUACGGAUAUUAUGGGACACAAGUGCAUAAAAAGGCCGUUAACAUAAUCUACCUGUAAGUAAAAAUAGUGUGGUGUUCAGUCCUGCAGAAAUGCAUACCGUAUUUAUUCGAAUAAGCGCCCAACCUCGAAUUAGCGCCCACCUCGAAUAAGCGCCCAUGCUAAAGGCAGAAAAAGUUAAUAAGCGCCCAGCCUCGAAUAAGCGCCCACCCCACCCCACUCCCUCCCACAAUAACUCCAAUAAGAGAUAAUAAGAGACCCUCCUGAAGACGGAGUUUUCUUCAGAGUAUUUUACAGAAACCUUGCUUUGCUACAUCUUCACUUUUUGUUGGUACCAUUUACUGUUUUGUUGUAAAAUAUACUACUACACUUGCUGAGAAUGGUGAAAAUUUAAUAAGCGCCCAGCCUCGAAUAAACGCCCACCUCGAAUAAGCGCCCACUCUCAAGGUCCAAAAAUUUAAUAAGCGCCCAGGGCGGUUAAUCGAAUAAAUACGGUAACCAAUAUAACAUAAAAAUAAUCAAGCAUAUUUAGGGGAGUAAUGCGUGCAUACUUGAUGAUAGUUUUAACUCACUAGUGCCACUGGCAAUUUUGGCAAUUCUCUGGCAAUUUGAAAAUCUGGGAUGAAAUAAUGAGAUGCCUUGUCAUCUGGGAUUUUCUUGAUAUUAAAAACCCCAGCUCCAGGCCAGGCCUACACAAUACAACUCACAGGACCAUCAACAGCCUCCACCUGCCUCCACCUUAUUUUUAGGCCAAGCUGAGGCCUACGAGACCAAGACAUUUUUAUUUUAAAACAGCCAGUCCCCCCUAUCCUAGUAGACCGUGAACACAGGCGGCAACCGGAAAUGCAUCUGUGUUCGCAGGCUAUAUCUAUCUGUGUAUGUAGGCCCAAACGCAGCUAGAGGUCUGGGUCCACUUCUGACUUGUUUUUCAUACUAAGAAUUGCAUUUUUUAACUUAUUAUCAUCAUCAUUUAUAUUAUUAGUAGUAUUAUUAUUAUCAUUAUCAUCACUUUUUGAUUAUGCUUCUUCUAAUGCCGUGUCCAGAUCUCACCCUGUCUUACUUGGGAGAUCUGGGUACAAGAUACUGAGCAACGGAGGCACACAAAAACGAAAACAGGAACAAAUUCAAUAUGAAUCGUUCAGUAUUUUGAAUAUAUUCUUGGCUUGACUACUUGGAUGUCAGCCAUUCGAUUGGAAGCACAUGUUGCCCACGUUUGUUUGAGAUGGAAAUGAUUCAGUGUCAUUAUUUGAACAGCUGAAAGGUCCGAGGCGUAGUUAACGUUUGUAUCCUAGCUGGUUUUUUCUCAAAGGUAAACAGUGACUGUCAUCUAAGGAAACUUAUUGUGUUACUCAUCACAAGAAUUUAACCUCGUUAGGCAUAUAUCGCGAUGAUCGAAAUCACUGGAGAGGUGAAAUUUCGCGCUAACGCGCCCGAAAGCAUCCCCUCAAACUCCCAUUUGACGGUGAAGUUUGAAGAUGUAAGCCUGAUGGAUGCCCCGUCAGUCAAGCUUGGUGAAACAGAAGUUGAUUUGACCAAUUAUAAGAAGGAAGAAGCUCUGGUGUACUGUAUAAAAUGCCCAAUACCUUCCCCUAUUGCCCCUGAUUACAGUGUUUCAGCCGUUUUGAAUGUUGGUUGGAAGUGUGACGCGGACUCUUGGAUAAGGAAAGGGGAUUAUUUGACCGAUACGCGUCACCCAGUCCACAUUGAAGACGGAAAAACUUGCUACAAAGUUGAUGUUGAAUUAGUCAAGUACUAA
Porites lobata is the source of this 7914-nucleotide messenger RNA. Lineage: Eukaryota; Metazoa; Cnidaria; Anthozoa; Scleractinia; Poritidae. The record is from the annotation of a GenBank genome assembly.